AUGCUCCACGAAUCUCAGCUCCCGCGCUCUUGCGACCGCUGCCACGCCCUCAAGGAGAGGUGCCAGCGGCUGCCCGGCGCGCCCAAGUGUGACCGCUGCGAUCGCCUGCAGCUGCCAUGCCAGUCGAAUCGUCCCGUGAAGCGGCCAGGCCGGCGACCACGGCCGUACCAUCACCUGCGGACGGCCUCCAAGCCGGCCGCGUCCUUGAACUCGACCGAAGAGUCUCUGCCUACGCCUCCGGCAGAAGACAAGGACAAGGAAAAGUGGCACUCACUCUGCUCCAGCCUGACCCGCCUCGCCGACUCGCCCCCCAUCGACGACGAUGUGCACAUUAUGCAGCGCAUCCUCUCCGACGAGUUCCUCCAGCAGUUUGUGCUGCCGAGCUUCUGCGAGGCCCAUCGCGAGACCCUCGUUUCGCAGUUCUUUGCCUCGCGCUCGAUCGUCAAGGACGCGUAUGUGGCCUGUGCCAUCUCCAUGCCGGGCCCAGGAGAGGACGUCAGCGUCCCGCUCGACGAUAUGCGCCUCGCGAGUAGUUACCGCAGGGCUUCUGCUGCGUUGUCCGUCCUUCGCACCAUCAAAAUCAAGGGUGAGCACGACGUGCCCUUGUGCCUGGCCUUGGGCGGGGCGCUGCUCACCUUUGCGCUGCGCGUGGGUGGCUCUGAUGCCCAUGCAAUAUGCAGCAACGUCCUCGGCAUGGCCAAGGACCUCUACGAGCAAAAAGGCGGUGCCAUUCCCGUCGACCUUGGCUUCCUCACGUGUCUGGUGCUCACCGAGACGUCGGAGUGCUUGCUGCGUGGGGGUGUGCCUACGUUGAGGUUGAGGCCGCCGGCUGCCAGCGUGGACCGCUACAUCGGGCUGACCCAGACGCUGAUGCCCUACUUUUACGAUCUGUGCGUGCUGAGCACAGGCAUGGCUCAAGAUCCAGGGGAUGACACGGCCGAGCGACUGGACGCCCUGGAGAGGGAGAUCCGCAACUGGCUACCCGACACCCCGGAUGGCUUCAUCAACAACUACUCCGCCACAGAGGUCUCGCGCAUGACAUGCCAGGCCACCGUCAUGCAGACGGCUGCCCUGCUCGUCAUCCAUCGGCUACGGCAUCCCUUUGGGACGGAGCAAGACGCCGCGCGGGCCAUGUCCUCGAGCAUUCUCAAGCAGCUCGACCUCACGCGGCUCAUCACCGGCCAGACGCCCAGAAGCAUCGAUCUGGCGCUCGCCGUGGCGUGCCUCGAGGUUGAAGACGAAGCUGAGCGAUGGCAUCAUCUUCGCAGUGCCUCAUCGAUUGGCAUUUACUCUGGACUGUUCCGCAAGCGCAUGGCGGACUGGAUCACCAUGGUGUGGCAAGCGCGCCAGACACACUGCCCUCUUUACUGGUAUGACCUAGGUGCCGUUCACAGGACACCAUCUUGA
Purpureocillium lilacinum is the source of this 1407-nucleotide messenger RNA. RefSeq lists its product as uncharacterized. Gene Ontology annotation, molecular function: DNA-binding transcription factor activity, RNA polymerase II-specific; zinc ion binding. Gene Ontology annotation, biological process: regulation of DNA-templated transcription. Lineage: Eukaryota; Fungi; Ascomycota; Sordariomycetes; Hypocreales; Ophiocordycipitaceae. The record is from RefSeq and is a predicted model, not a curated record.